Messenger RNA from Dioscorea cayenensis subsp. rotundata (Guinea yam), 575 nucleotides. RefSeq lists its product as uncharacterized. Bases 66 to 431 code for a protein of 121 amino acids. The transcript has a single exon. The record is from RefSeq and is a predicted model, not a curated record. Lineage: Eukaryota; Viridiplantae; Streptophyta; Magnoliopsida; Dioscoreales; Dioscoreaceae.
UUUGAGUUUCUCUUGAUCAUGGAACCAUCUCUUCUUCUUUUCAAUCACUCCAAAGGGCUUGUCCCAUGAUGCCCAUCCAAUGGCACAGAUUAGAUCUUAAAGCUUCUUCGAUGAUGUCAACUCAACGGCCCAGAUUAGAUAUCAAGCCCAUCAUUAACAUCAAGCUUGAUGAUUAUACUAGUAAGCGGAUUCGGGUAGUUGCCCAAGCGGAUCCAGAUCCGAGAAGAGAAGCGGAUUCGGGUGAAGAGGAAGAAAGGAUUGAAGAGAAGGAAGAGGAGCUGGAGAGCUUGGAGGGGGAGGCCAUGGAGGGACAUGAUGAUGGGCGUGAACCGUCGGAUUAUGAUCGGAGGGCUCAUAUCUUCGAUGAGAGCGCCAAAGUCUUUGAGGCUCUUCGCCGCCGUAGUUUCCACCCGGAUAAAGACGAUGACUGACGAUAGUUCCGGUGACACGUGAUAAUCACGUGAUGACUAGUGAAAAAUGCAAAAUUAUUAAUAAUAAUGGUAAUAAAUAAAUAACCUUUGUGUACCAGUCAGUACAUUUGAAUGCAGUGUUUAAAAGUAUUACGUAAUUUUGAU